Molecule: messenger RNA, 4251 nt
Organism: Phaeoacremonium minimum UCRPA7
Lineage: Eukaryota; Fungi; Ascomycota; Sordariomycetes; Togniniales; Togniniaceae
Product: putative transcription elongation factor spt6 protein
Exons: 4
Coding region: 1-4251 (1416 amino acids)
Biological process (GO): transcription elongation-coupled chromatin remodeling; transcription elongation by RNA polymerase II; nucleosome organization
Cellular component (GO): transcription elongation factor complex
Molecular function (GO): nucleosome binding; histone binding; DNA binding
Source: RefSeq, a predicted model, not a curated record
AUGAGUGGAACCACUAGAGAUUUGCUCGACCUCGACGCCGAGCUCGACGAUGAGGAAGAUGACGAGUCCUUCGAUGAAGAGACCGGCGACUCUCGCAGGAGGGAGCGUCCCAAUCGGAUGGACGAUUCGAGCGAGGAGGAGGAAGACGAUGAUGACGAAGAGGAAGCUAGAAAGGUCCGUGAAGGAUUCAUCGUUGACGAGGAUGAGGAAGAGGACGAGGCCGAGAACUCGGAUGAGCGCGAGCGAAGGAAGCGUCGCAAGCGUCGCCGCGCCGAACGCGAGGAGGAGGCACAACUUGACGAGGAGGAUCUCGAUCUGAUUGGUGAAGCUCAUCCCGAUUGGGAGCGCAAGCAAGCACAACAGACCAAGUUCAAGCGCCUCAAGCGUGGCCACCGUGAUGAGGACGAUCGACCGACCGAGCGCCGUACCCUCCAGGAGAUCUUCUCUGAUGACGAAGAGGAAGGCGAUGAGCGUCCCUACGGACGGCCCAGCCACCGAGCCCAAGCUGACGAGUUUGAUGAUUUCAUCGAAGAAGACUUUCCCGAGGAUGAGGAUGAACGUAUCAGACAUCAAGAGGAUCUCGAGGUCGCCCGUCCACGCGACAAAGGACUUGUCGGUAGCGUCGUUGAUACUACCGGGCUCGAUAAAGAUGCGCUUGAAGACAUGGAGGCCAUCUUCGGCAAUGGCGAGGACUACGAGUGGGCACUACAAAUGGAAGAUGAAGAGGAAGACCGUGAACGUGAAGAACAAGUCAUAGAGCUCAAGGAUGUCUUCGAACCGUCGCAGCUUUCGGAGAAGCUACUGACUGAUGAAGACAACGAAAUCCGCUUUACGGAUGAGCCCGAGCGCUUCCAAUUGGAUCGCAAACCUUUCAAAGAUCUUCAGCUCUCGGCAGAACAGUUUAAGGAGGAGGCCCGGUGGAUUACGAGUCUGAUUUGGCCCCGUAAACAGCUCGCUUCUGAUCUUCAUGCUCCUUUCACGAAGGCUAUUGGCAAGGUGCUCGAGUUCUUCAUCAUAGAUGAUGUUGAAGUCCCCUUCGUCUUUCAGCAUAGAAAGGAUUAUCUCAUUCAUGCGAAAAAGACAAGAAAUCCAGAUCGAGACCGGGACGACCCGGAUGCCCCUGAGUUCAUUGUCAACGCGGAGAAGCUUUUGACUCAGGAUGACCUGUGGCGUAUCCUUGAACUUGAUAUAAAGUUCCGCGGUCUGGUUGAAAAGCGAAACGCUUUGGAGAGAAUGCGCCAGAAUCUCGAGUCUAUUGAUAUCCGAGAUGAUCUUCUGGAGGAGAUGCUCCCUCAAGCAGCUACCAUGGAAGAAUUACAGGAUCUGCAAGACUAUGCCAAUUUCCGAUACGCCGCCCAGCUCAAGGAUAUUGCUGCCAUGGGCGGUGCAGCGAAGGAGAUAAAACGCCCUGGCGCAAAGUCCUCUCUAUUCGAACGGAUUCGCAAGGGCAAGGUGUAUAACUUCGUUCGAGCGUAUGGUAUCACGCCAGAGCGCCUCGCACAGAAUGCCCUGCGCGAAGGCAAGAAGGUCUCGGCCGAUGAUGAUUCACGUCUUCCAAUCGAUCUUGCCGACAGCUUAACUGACAGCGAUUUCCCGACUGGGGAUUCCGUUAUUGGCGCCGCCCGUCAGAUGUAUGCGGAGGAGCUGUUUGCCAGCCCCAAGAUGCGAAAGCACUUCCGAGUUCACUACUACAACAUGGGCUGGAUCAGCUGUCGCCGUACGGACAAGGGCCUUCGAAAGAUCGAUGAGGCUCAUCCUUACUAUGAGAUUAAGUACCUCAUAAACCAGACGAUUCCUGAUCUGGCUCGCCGGCCCGACAUCUUCCUCAAGAUGAUGAAAGCAGAAGAGGAGGGUCUCGUUGAGGUCAAACUGACUCUGCAGAAUGAGCGGGAUUUUCGACGUCAGCUUUACAAUGAGUUUGCUUCCGAAAACUACAGUGACCUUGCCGAUGCUUGGAACCUAGAGCGGCAAAAGGUGCUGGACGCCGCCUUCUUAAAGCUAGAGAAGGUCGUCACCAAAGGUGUUAAGGAUUCACUCCGAACUUCCUGUCAGGAAGAACUCCUCAGAGCAUGUAGAGAGGAAUAUUCCAAGCGUCUAGACCAGGCGCCCUAUAAGCCGAAGGGCAUGGUUCUCGGCACUACUCCUCGUGUACUUUCAUUGUCCAAUGGAAUGGGCGACCCGAAUCGUGACCCAAUUUGCUGGGCUUGGGUUGAAGAAGACGGCCGAGUUUUGGAGCAAGGCAAAUUUGGCAAUUUGGCACGAGAUGAGGCUCAGCGAGAGGCAUUUGUCGAACUUGUGAAGCGGCGCAGACCCGAUGUCAUCGGUGUCAGCGGCUUCUCGGCCGAUAGCAACAAAUUGGUCAAAGAUUUGGAAAAUCUCGUCAACGAGAAGGGUCUCAUGGGUCCUGAAUACGAUGACCCUGAUACCGGCGAAUACCGCAGCGAUCUCUUAGAAGUGGUGAUCGUCAACGAUGAGGUGGCCAGGCUUUAUCAGAACAGUCCACGGGCCGUUGCCGACCACCCUUCUCUUGCUCCUCUGACUAGAUACUGUGUGGCUCUGGCAAGAUAUCUGCAGAAUCCCAUGAAGGAAUAUGCGGCUCUUGGAAAGGACAUUACGACUCUGUCUUUCCAUGCUUGCCAGCAACUCCUACCUCAGGACAAACUUGCAAAGCACCUAGAGACAGCGAUGGUGGACAUGGUCAACCUCUGUGGUGUUGACAUUAACGAAGCCGUCAGCGACUCUUACACUGCCAAUCUACUGCCAUACAUUGCUGGUUUGGGACCACGCAAGGCCACGGCUGUCAUCAAGGGCAUCAAUGUCAACGGUGGAGUUGUCAACUCCAGAGAUGAGCUUGUUGGAGAUCCGGAUAGUGGAAAGGUGCCCGUGGUGGGGCCCAGAGUCUGGAAUAAUUGCGCCAGUUUCUUAUUCAUCGAGUACGAUGCGACAAACCCCUCCUCAGAUCCGCUGGACAACACUCGUGUGCAUCCAGAAGACUACGAACUUGGUCGCAAGAUGGCUGCCGAUGCACUUGAGCUUGAUGAGGAAGACGUCAAGGCCGAGACUGACGAGAAUGGCCCUGGAGCCAUCGUUCGCAAGCUGUUCAAAGAAGAUGAGCAGGAAAAGGUCAAUGAACUCAUCCUCGAGGAGUAUGCGGAGCAGUUGGAAACUCAGUGGAGUCAACGUAAGCGAGCAACUCUCGAGACGAUCAGAGCCGAGUUGCAAGCACCAUAUGAAGAAUUGCGGCGCAAUUACUCUCCUCUCGGGGCAGAAGAGGUUUUCACCAUGUUCACUGGCGAGACGAAGGAUUCAUUAGCUGAAGGCAUGAUCAUUGCUGUCAAUGUUCGUGUCGUCAAGGAUGAUUUUGCAAUCGUGAAGCUGGACUGCGGCAUAGAAGGUCGUAUCGAGGCCCACGAGGUGUCAUACCGCACGUCUAUCAAAGAGAUUCUCCAUGUUGGACAGACGGUGCAGGCUAAACUGAUUGAAAUCAGCCGAAAGGAUUUCCUUGGUAAGCUGUCCAUGAGGGAAGAUGUUCUUCGACGGCCGUACAGAAAGCAUCUUGAUCAUGACCGCAGCAACUGGGACUUCCCACUGGAGGACCAAGAUAAGGAAGAGCUCAAGGAGAAGGACAAGAUCACCGGACGUACGCAGAGGGUUAUCAAACAUCCCAUGUUCAAACCGUUCAACUCAGUCCAAGCUGAAGAGUACCUCGGAUCACAGCCAUCCGGUGAAGUCGUCAUUCGACCUUCUUCAAAGGGCAACGACCAUCUUACUAUCACCUGGAAGGUCGCAGAUGGUGUCUACCAACACAUCGAUGUGCUUGAACUGCAAAAGGACAAUGAAUUCUCCGUUGGCCGGACUCUACGUAUCGGUGGCAAGUACACUUACACCGAUCUGGACGAGUUGAUCGUCGAACAUGUCAAGGCAAUGGCAAGAAAGGUGGAUGAACUCAUGCAACAUGAGAAGUUCCAGAAGGGCUCCAGAACCGACCUGGAAAAAUGGCUUACCACCUACAUGGAUGCCAACCCCAACCGCUCAACAUAUGCCUUCUGCAUUGACGCAAAGCACCCGGGGUAUUUCUGGCUGUUAUUCAAAGCCAACCGGACUUCCCGCGUCAAUGGCUGGCCAGUGCGUAUCAUCCCAGGCGCGUACGAGUUGAUGAAGAGCCAGUAUCCCGAUAUGCGGGCUCUCACCAACGGCUUCAAGCUCCGCUACCAGAGCGAGCUGGUCAAGAUGCAGACGAACGGAAGAUGA